Molecule: messenger RNA, 450 nt
Organism: Rhipicephalus microplus (southern cattle tick)
Lineage: Eukaryota; Metazoa; Arthropoda; Arachnida; Ixodida; Ixodidae
Source: RefSeq, a predicted model, not a curated record
AUGCCCAGGAAAGACACGCUUCUGAAAUGCAGGGCCUUUGUACGCAAGUCGAGGCGUCACUCCCGGUCAUCUUCGGAGGAAGAGGAUGACGGCGACAGCGAAUCGUUCACCUCGUACGACUCGCCACCACCGCCGAAGCACACCAAAACGAAAAAGAGCAAGAAGAAGUCGUACCGUAGCCCGGUCGCGAAGAGAGGUGGCUCCAAGAAGUCCAAGACAGGCUCCACUAAAGUGAGGAAGUCUUCAAAGAAGAACAGCACUUCAGCCGGAAAGAAAAGAUCGAAGGUGUCGCUCGGCACCAAAGCUUCGUCGACGAAAGCGCAGUCGAAGAGAAAGCACUGGAGUGACUCAUCGUCUUCUUCGUCGGCAAGUGACUCGCCGGAACGCAGGCAGAAACGCAAGCUGAAGACUGUCAAGAAAGGCAAGACGAAACGAAAGAAGUACAAGUGA